AAGUUCUACUGUCAAACCGUUUAGUGACGUGUAUUGUGAGUUUGGAAAAAUUUUGUAGAACUGUGAAAUUCUAAAUUGAAUUUCACGUCAAUGGCUUUUUAAAGCCAAUGAUAAAGUCAAUUCACAUUAACGCUUGUUGAAUGUAAUAAUUCUCUGAUUAAUUAAACUUUUACAAUAUAAUUCCUUUUGCAUAUUGUGUUGGCUGAAACACGAGUUGAGGGAAAAAAAUUUACUGGCGAACGUCACUUAAUCAAAAAAGCGAAUAAGAACUUAAAAGCAUAGGGUGCAAGGAGGCUUACGGGUUGCGCUCCGUUUGCAGUGGUGGUUGUGCGGCAGUAUAAGAAAAGUGUCAGGCGAGACUAAGGAAAAUGAGGAAAUAGAAACGUGAGCAUAAAUUACAGAUCGAAGGGCCGAAGGGGUACAUUUUUGUGAAUACGCGCUGUUUAAGUGCAAACACGACGACUGGCCGACGUUGGAUAUCUGGUGCACUUUUACUUGAAUUUUUGGUUUAUCUUUAUAUUUUAGUUUAUCUACGCAUAUUUUCAAAAAAAGUAAUAGUGUCUGGCACAAACAAGUUGGCUUAAUCAAGUGACGGCAAUAAACGAAAUACAAUUAUUAGCAACACCUGUACCAGUUACUGGUAGCAGACGUUAAAAAAAACUACAGCAAUGAUGGAUGAGGAUACAAGUACUUCGUCUGGAGGUGGUGUGAAGCUAUUCUUCGUACGACUAUCACAAAUGUACCAAUCGACGCUGGAUCGCUGGACACCACAUACUAGAAUGCGAUGGGCGGGUGCAAUUGUGAUUUUAUUGCUCUUCCUGCUACGCAUUUUCAUCUACCAAGGCUGGUAUAUAGUGUGCUAUGCGCUGGGAAUAUAUCAUUUAAAUUUGUUUAUUGCAUUUCUAACACCAAAAAUCGACCCGGAAUUCGAUCCAUACGAAAAUGAUGAUGGUCCCAAUUUGCCAACACGUAGUAACGAAGAGUUCCGGCCGUUCAUACGACGUCUACCGGAAUUCAAAUUUUGGCUGUCGAUCACGAAAAGUACAAUCAUCGGUCUGAUAUGUACAUUCUUUGACUUCUUCAAUGUGCCUGUUUUCUGGCCUAUACUCGUCAUGUACUUCAUUACACUCUUCUGCAUAACAAUGAAGCGGCAAAUUAAGCAUAUGAUUAAGUACAAGUAUCUGCCAUUUACACGGAACAAGCCGCGCUAUCAACGUGUUGGUGAGUCACAGCCAACGACAAAGUGACAAUUAGCCGCACAGACACUGCAAAAAACAAACGACAACCAAUCGACAACGGGUAUUACGUCGAUACACGAGCAAAGAACAACAACAACAACAACAGCAACAGUAGCAGCAGCAACAGCAGCAAAUACAACGAUUGCCACAACGGCAACAACAGCAACAUCGUUACCGGCUGCACCAUUGGCAGCUGCGACUACGUUAGCAACAACAAACAUAGCAAAACCACCGCAAAUUAUAACUAUUGAGUAAAUUCAACUAAAGUACACAAUAACAUAAACUACAACUAUAAACAUGAACACUAACAAAAACAAACUAUCAACAAAAGGAAAACUAAACAUUUACAGAAACAUUUCAAAAAUCAUACAAAGUCAGCUAGCUAUCAGUAUUUUAUUUAAUUUCAACACCUGAGAAGACAAUAUUCUCCGCCGUCUACACAAAUACAUAAACACACACAUAGAGAUUUAAUAUGAAUUGGAAUUUUGCAAUUUCUUCAAAUUCUUACCAAUUUGCGCGUGCCAAGUGCAUUAUCUAACAUUUCAUUUGCUUGACAUUUUGUUGUUAGCGUUUGCUUAAGUUUAUAAAAAAAAAAUACUUGUUGUUCUUAGCGGCAUAAACGUUGUAAAAUCCAACUAAUAUUUCUAACCGGCUAUGAUUUUAUGCUUGUUCCGUUAGUUGGCUGGGUUCUACAACGUUAAUGCUUAUUGUCGUGCAGUGUCCUGUGCAAAAAAUAUAACUUUUAGUGGCAUUUGUCCAUCUUUGUCUUAUAACUAAGAUUAUCUUUGCUUCAAUAUUUAAAACUUAAAAACUUUUUAUUUGUAUGCAAUGUUAAUUAUUAUUACUAUUAUUAUUAUUAUUUUUUUUAGUUUAAUUUGAGCGUGUCAGUGGCCGAGUCACAUAAAUCAAUCAUACAAAGCACAUUGUAUCUAACGUUUGUAUGUAAAUAGCGUGCAAUAAAGCAUACAAAAAAUUGUCAAACGGCGUGACGUUGUAGUGGCAACAUCCAUCAUUUCAUACCUACAUAUGUAUAUGUAUGUUACUGGGGUGCACUAUAAUACUACUUUGGCGUAAAGCGCUUGAAUUGAAUUUUGGUUUAAAGUAAUAUAUAUUUAUAUAUUAAUCAUUAUUAUUAAUUAUGCUUAGUAAUUUUAUGUGUACAUCUGUAUUGAACUUGUUCCAAACCUAAAUAUACACAUUCUAACGAAAUGUGCUACACCUUCUAGACAACUAAGUACAUGAAUGGAUGCUAUUAAUUUAGUUUACCCACAAAUACUGUUUCCUAAAUGGUAGCAGCUUAUUAGUUAAACAACAAAAACAACUACAAAAUUUUAAAAAUUUUCAAAAUUCACAUUUGCACGUUAAUUUUGUCCUUUAGUUUUGUAUACAAAAAAAAACUUUUCUCCAACUUCGAUUUAUAGUAAUGUUGUAAUUGCGUAAAAUAUGAUUUUUCCGUCAACACUAAAUAGCAGUUAUAUGCGUUAGAUAACAUUUGUAUAUAGCGCCUUUCCCACACAGCAAGUCUUCAUUUCCAUUUUGAAAUAUUCUUGAAAAGUUCACAAAUAUGUAGGUUAUGCGCCAAUGUUGACUAAUUGCUAAUUGUAAAACACAUAAGGAAUGAAAUACCUACAUACAUACAUAUAUACUAAGCGCAUGUGUGAGUUGCGAAGUUGAAACUGGGUACAGUGUACGAUUGUAAUAAAUAACAAUACCAAAUCAUUUGAAUAAAAUACAAAUACAAAUAAAAUAACUUAAGUCGAGAAA
Molecule: messenger RNA, 3002 nt
Organism: Bactrocera dorsalis (oriental fruit fly)
Lineage: Eukaryota; Metazoa; Arthropoda; Insecta; Diptera; Tephritidae
Product: protein RER1
Exons: 4
Coding region: 669-1247 (192 amino acids)
Biological process (GO): protein retention in ER lumen; retrograde vesicle-mediated transport, Golgi to endoplasmic reticulum
Cellular component (GO): Golgi membrane
Source: RefSeq, a predicted model, not a curated record